This is a messenger RNA of Periconia digitata, 3311 nucleotides long. The record is from the annotation of a GenBank genome assembly. Lineage: Eukaryota; Fungi; Ascomycota; Dothideomycetes; Pleosporales; Periconiaceae.
CACAUACCAAAACCUUCUCCUGCACGCUGCAGACUUUCGACUACCACUCUCUCGCUUGCCCAAUUUCCCGUUGCUCCAUCAUGGACAUAUCUUCUUAAUUCACACCCCGACUGUGAAUUAUACCAGCCUUUUUUUCUUCUUCUCUCACCUCUCUCCCUCCCUUUAUCCCGCCCGCCAUCUACCUACUCCCCGCCUCGGCCUAUCUGGAAGACGCGCUUCUGCACUUUGGGCCGGCUUCUUCUCUCUCUCCUCUCCGCAACCAUCGCCUCACCACCCACCAGCGCCGCUCCAUGGCAGCCAGGACACAGACGGAGAAUUCCCGCCCGGGCGAUCUCCUCGUGGUUGUGCAUGAAUUCCAUGCCCGCAGCCCCGACGAGCUCGCCCUUGCCCGCGGCGAUCGCGUCGAGCUCAUUGAACGCGACGACGACUUUGGCGACGGUUGGUUCCUGGGCAGAAACACAGAGACGGGUGAUUCCGGUCUAUUCCCCGAAGUCUACACCAGACCUGCCCCUAAACCUACCAUCAACGCUGCCCUGCACCAGCGGAACCCGUCCCAAACCCCCUCACAACAUGACCCAUCGCCCGCCGCAACGCCCGACGCCUCGUCGACACCUCCAGCCCCAGCGCCUUUGCCAUUAGCGACUGCGAACACUCCCGCUCCUGCCCCUGCCUCGCAGGAAGCUACCCCCAAUAUGGAGCCACUUCCACUCUCCAGCCCCACCGCCCAGUCCGGCGCGACGAAUCGCACUUCUCUUUCCUUGCCGACAAGAAGCAUUAGCCAAACACUGAGCGGCGACGUUCCCAACGAAGACGAGACCAUCAACAGUCCGGUCAUGCAUGAGACCCUCAGUGUGAUUGACGAGCACAUCACCGAUAUGAGCACACCUCGGCAUAGUGUCAAUGGCAAAGAUGCGCGCGGCAACGAUUCCGGGAGCGAAUACAGCAGCCAUCACCGUAUGUCUUACAUCAACGGCCAAGAGACGGAAGAGGAGGAGCAGGGCAUGCAUACCGAGGAGGAAGUCUCCACAUGGUCUCCCGCCCGUGUCGCCGAAUAUCUGGAAGAUGUGGGUGUGGAGAGGAAGCACUGCGAUAUUUUCAAAGAGCAGGAAAUCAAUGGGGAAGUGCUUCUGGGCAUCGAUCAGGCGACCAUAUUCUUGAAGGAGUUCGAACUGGGGCCGGUGGGACCACGCCUACGGACAUGGCUGAAGAUCAAGGCGCUACAGCAGGAGGUCAAGACAAUGAAGGAAGCGCAAAAGAACAUGGCCCUCUUGGAAGCCGCUCAGGAGCAACCGCCUGCGGAUCCAGCCAGGAAUCGCGCUACCUCUAUGAGCGCAGUCUUGCCUCGCAUUCCCAGUUUGGGACAGGCACAGGGCCAAAUGAAAUCAAAUCAAGCUCGACCGCCCCCUCGGGCAAACUCGACGGCUGGCCACUCCCCGUUGUCUGGUGUCGAAGCCACCCCGCCAUUGGCUCAGUAUUCCCCAGUCUCGCCCAAACGCCCUUCGGCUGCUUCAGUUCGGAGCUUGAAUCACAAUCGUAGACAUUCCUCCAUCGACUCUGCCAUCAACCAACCCCCUCCCACCUCGGCAGGAGCAAUGCGACCGCCUUCGAUAGUACCUCAGGCCCAGGCACACAAGAAAACCCCGUCAUUCGACCGUGGUUGGACCAUGGGAUCACCCCAGGAAGCAUCCAAGAGACCAUCUUCCUCCCACCACGGCCAUUCCACGAGUGCAGAUAUGAACGCGUUUGGUAGUCGCAAUGGCGAGAUCACUCCCAUAGUGACGGAUCUGGACCGCGGAUAUUUCUCUGGCGGAGAAGUCGACAACCGAAAGGCUCGCAACGUGCUUCGCAAGAAAGACAGCCCCAAUCAUUCACGGACACCCAGCCUCAGCAGCGAAGCCAGCCGCCGAAAUGCGUACGGUAGCCGGCGUCAUAACCGGAUGACAAGUGCGGAAUCUGCAUCGGGUGGUGUCAGUCCCUUGUCACCUGCGGCCAAAGCAUACUAUGGCUCCAGCGUCAGAAGCGGACGCAGCUCGAGCAACGCGGAAUACGGUCGACCUGUCAAAUCUCUGAACGAAAUGUCACCCACUGUGACAAAGCUUGAUUACAAUUCUCCUAGCAUCGAUGCCGUUGCCAGGUCGCCUCGACUUCCUACGAGUGAAUCCUCUUCCACCGGCCGCGCUUCCCCUUCCCCUGCCGCUCAAACCCAUUCGCACUCCUUUUUUGGCAAAAAAUCUCGAGCGGUCGGUCUUCGCGCCAUCUCAGACGCCAUUACUGGAGGACAGUCGAACACGAGCAUCGGAGAUUCCAAGGAAUCGCCCUUGCAAUCGCCCACGCGAACCGGUUCCACUACACCGUCGGGCGCUUCAGCAUCAAAAAGCUUUGAUUCCGAUAGUCUCGAUAUCAACAAACGAUUGCCGGCUCCCAACUCCGCUAAGGAUUCUGCUAAGCGACGAUCGAAGAAGCAUAACACUAGCGCAUAUACUCGUGGCCGGGAGCCUAUCAGCCCACAGGAAGCCAUGAAGAACUGUGAUUACAGCGGCUGGAUGAAGAAGAAAUCAUCUAGUCUGAUGACAACGUGGAAAACACGAUUAUUUGUCCUCCGCGGCAGGCGACUCUCUUACUACUACUCUGAAUAUGACACGGAGGAGAAGGGAUUGAUCGACAUCUCCUCGCACAGGGUUUUGCCUGCCAACAAUGAAAGGAUUACAGGGUUUCACGUAGCGCUAACGCGAGCCGCGUCGUCACCCUCGUCUCCGCAGAACGCCACAAUACCAACAGCCGCAGACAAUGCAAACGGCCUCGGGAGUCUUGGAGAGGACAUGGCUGGCAUGUUCAUCUUCAAGCUGGUCCCCCCGCGUGUCGGUCUCCAAAGAGGAGUCCAAUUCACGAAGCCCAUCGUCCACUAUUUCGCCGUGGAUAAUAUACAGGUGGGUCGUCUGUGGAUGGCCGCACUGAUGAAAGCCACCAUCGACCGCGACGAUUCUCUCGCAGUGACUACGACUUACCAGCAGCGGACCAUUACGCUUGAUAAAGCCCGUCAGAUGCGUCAAAGACCACCGGCACUCAUGGAUGACGACGACACCGAGAACCAGUCUGUCGGCGAGAGCAAGAAAAGUGCUCAUUCCAAAGAAAGCCUCCACGAAAGCGUGAUCCACGAGGAGGAUGAGAAGCAAGGCCUGGCCAUUUCGGGCCUUGACGACGCCAAAGCUUUGCUGGACUUUGCCGAGAAUGGAGAGCCUGAAGGAGAUGCAUCUCGUCCUCAAUCAAAACGCAAAGAAAGCAUCGGCAUGAUACCCGGUGUAGUUUCUUGA